This is a messenger RNA of Acanthosepion pharaonis, 621 nucleotides long. NCBI's taxonomy places the organism in Eukaryota, Metazoa, Mollusca, Cephalopoda, Sepiida, Sepiidae. The record is from the annotation of a GenBank genome assembly.
AUGUCCACACACCGGUGGGCCUGUAUGCCGCAUGUUAAGGGGGCCAAAUCUCUCCCCACGUCCCCUGCAUUUCAAGAAAUUCCUCCUGUUCAAUGUUUAUUUGCCCAUCACUUAACCCUCUAUCUCCUGCAUUCUAUUCUUAUCUAUCUAUCUAUCUAUCUAUCUAUCUAUCUAUCUAUCUAUCUAUCUAUCUAUCUAUCUAUCUCAUUGCCAUAUCUAUCUAUCUAUCUAUCUAUCUAUCUAUCUAUCUAUCUAUCUAACUGCCAUUUCAUAUCUCUCUAUGUAUGUAUGUAUGUAUGUAUGUUUCUAUCUAUCUUUCUAUCUAUCUAUCUAUCUCAUCGCCAUUUCAUAUCUAUCUAUCUAUCUAUCUAUCUAUCUAUCUAUCUAUCUAUCUAUCUUAUUGCCAUUUCAUAUCUCUCUAUGUAUGUAUGUUUCUAUCUAGCUAGCUAUCUCAUUGCCAUUUCAUAUCUAUCUAUCUAUCUAUCUAUCUAUCUAUCUAUCUAUCUAUCUAUCUAUCUAUCUAUCGUUUCUUGCAAUGAGUCUUAUCUCAUAUAUCGAAUCCACAACAAAUAUUCUCAUGAAAUUUACAAUAGAAUAUUAACAAUAACAAUAGUAAUGUAA